AAACACGACCAUAGCCGCUUGGAAGAGGACAGGAUUACCGAUUGCAGAUUUUACAGCAACCGCGAAAACUUUCGCAUCAAAAGCUCUUCAUCCAUUAAAAUCAUCUUUUUCUCAAAACCUUAUUAUUGAAUUUAGUAUUCGUUACGGUUAGCUCAGAAUCUUCGUUGUAAUGUCGAAUUGAAUACAAUCAAGAUGCUCGGUGGUUUAUCCGUGUCUGAAUCCGCCGCCGAAAUUCUCUUCUUGAGCUGGAAUUCGUUGCUCCCUUGUGGAUUUCCGAUAUUGCGGAGGUCCGUUUCUGUUGCUGCGCCGAGGAGACACAAGCAGAGAAUAGUUGCGGCAGGAAGCGCCUUGAAUGAUGGUGGCGGCGUUGUUUUUGAUAAGGAGUUUGAGUUCACGCCGUCGUUCAGCGAGUAUUUGAAGGCGAUGGAAUUCCUCAAGAAUGAGAAAUAUCACGCCGACAAAGAUAGUGAUGGCACCAAUCUUAGCAACAGUAGCCCGAGGAAAAGGAAGGGUGUCAAGAAAAUUGUGCGGGUAGAAGAGAAGAGCAGUGAUGAGCUGACUGCAGCUCAAGAGAAUUCAAGAAAGGGAAAGAAAGGUGAGUCGUAUAAAGAAGACUCGAGAAGGGGCGAUUCCCACGACUCUGGGAUGGUCGAGAGGAAGCAGAAUAGAGAUUUGAAGAUGCGAAAUAGAAAGAUAAGUAAUGGCAGUGAGAGUCAGUCCUCGGGUAUGGAACGAGCUGCAUUUAGGCCAUUGGAAAGCGGUGAUGAUGUUGUAGGGAAGCCAAGAGUGACAAGGGUAGACAUGGAGGAGAGAAUACAGAAGCUUGCUAAAUGUCUGAAUGGUGCAGACAUUGACAUCCCCGAGUGGAAGUUCUCUGAAAUUAUGCGAAGUGCUCAAAUUAGAUUCUCGGAUCAUUCUAUUUUGAGGAUAGUUCAGAUAUUGGGUAAGUUGGGAAACUGGAAGCGGGUGCUCCAACUCAUUGAAUGGCUCCAGUCCCGUGAACGCUUCAAGUGUCACAGGCCAAGAUAUAUAUGUACUGCUGCACUGGAUGCUCUUGGAAAAGCAAGGAGGCCAGUAGAGGCUCUCAAUCUCUUCUGUAGGAUGCAGGGACAAAUGGCUACCUAUCCAGACAUAGCAGCUUAUCAUUGUAUUGCUGUCACUCUUGGACAAGCAGGGUAUAUGAAGGAACUAUUUGACGUGAUUGAUACCAUGAGGUCCCCUCCCAAAAAGAAGUUCAAAAAUGAAUUGCUUGCAAAGUGGGAUCCACAACUGGAACCGGAUGUUAUUGUCUAUAACGCUGUCCUUAAUGCUUGUGUUCGGCGUAAGAAAUGGGAAGGGGCUUUCUGGGUUCUGCAGCAACUAAGCCAACAGAACCAACAACCUUCAUGCACAACAUAUGGACUAGUUAUGGAGGUCAUGUUAGCAUGUGACAAGUAUAACUUGGUUUAUGAUUUCUUCAAGAAGGUGCAGAAAUCGUACAUACCAAAUGCUUUAAUAUAUAAAGUUCUUGUAAAUGCUUUAUGGAAGGAAGGCAAAGUCGAUGAGGCCAUAAUGGCUGUUGAUGAAAUGGAGAGAAGAGGGAUAGUUGGUAAUGCCGGCCUAUAUUAUGACCUUGCUCGCUGCCUUUGUAGUGCUGGAAGGUGCCAUGAAGCACUAAAACAAAUUGACAAGAUCUGCAGAGUUGCAAAUAAACCACUUGUGGUAACUUACACUGGUUUGAUGCAAGCUUGUGUGGAAUCUGGCAACGUUGAAAAUGCAGCAUAUAUCUUCAAUCAUAUGCACAAGUUUUGUUCGCCAAAUUUAGUCACUUGUAACAUAAUGCUCAAAGCUUUUCUUGAUCAUGGAAGGUUUGAAGAUGCAAAACAGUUGUUUCUAACGUUGUUGGAUAAUGGCAACUUUAUUAGCCGCGAAGAAGAUUACAAAGUUAGGGUUAUUCCAGAUAUCUAUACAUUCAAUACGAUGCUAGAUGCAUGUGCCAUGGAGAAAAGAUGGGACGAUCUUGAAUUUGUAUACUCGCAAAUGCUGAGAUACGGUCACCACUUCAAUGCAAAACGCCAUCUUCGACUAAUAUUGGAAGCACGCCGUGCUGGAAAGGAAUCGAUUCUGGAAAUGACGUGGAAGCGCCUGGUAGAAACCGAACGGCCUCCCCCUCCUCUGCUCGUUACAGAAAUGUUGUGCAUGAGGUUGGAGCAGGGCGACUAUGCGGCUGCACUCUCUUAUGUUGUUAACUUCGCCUUCGUCGAAUCACAGGUCUUCUCCAGAAGGUCCUGGUCGAAAUUUUUGAUCGAGAAUGCCCACCGGUUUCCGGACCGCGCUCUCGACGAGCUAGUACAUGGCGGAAACAUUCUUCUUCACCGGUGCGAAAACCCUGCUCUUGAGCAUCUAUUAGAUUCUUGCAAAGAUUUUUUAAGGAAGCAAACAUUAAUAGAUGUGAAGCGAGUAGAAGUAGAAGUAGGAACUAGGUUUCAAAAUAAUGCUGCUUUAGCAUGCUAAAAUUUAUCUGCAGCUAGUAUAAAAAUUUGAAAUACUUUUGUUUGUUCAUGUUAUCAUUUUUCUUUUCUUUUUUUAAUGUAUGACGUGUCAAAAGCCGUUUCAAAUGAUUGCCCACAUUCUCUGCA
Molecule: messenger RNA, 2618 nt
Organism: Salvia miltiorrhiza (redroot sage)
Lineage: Eukaryota; Viridiplantae; Streptophyta; Magnoliopsida; Lamiales; Lamiaceae
Product: pentatricopeptide repeat-containing protein At1g30610, chloroplastic
Exons: 9
Coding region: 193-2493 (766 amino acids)
Biological process (GO): chloroplast organization
Cellular component (GO): chloroplast
Molecular function (GO): protein binding
Source: RefSeq, a predicted model, not a curated record